AUGGUUGGUAAAAACAUUCUCUCGCAAAAGAGGCAACGUACCGAGAAUGAAACACGAUCGGCCAAGUUGUCGGAUCUUGAUGUUCUUGAUUGUCCGGUUUGCUUCGAGCCGCUCACAGUACCUACCUUCCAGAUCUUUUUUUUUGCACAUCAUCAGUGUGAUGAUGGACAUCUAGUUUGCAGUUUAUGCUUAGCCAAAGUGAGUAACAAGUGCCCUGGUCCUGGGUGUGAUUUACCCAUUGGUAAUAAGCGAUGCUUCCCAAUGGAGAAGGUUCUUGAAGCAGCCUUUGUUCCUUGUCGAAAUGCUGAGUUUGGUUGCCCAAAUACUUUCUCUUAUGGGAAAGUGUCAAGUCAUGAAAAGGAAUGCAGCUACUCUCAAUGCUUUUGCCCUAACCUCGAUUGCAAUUACAUUGGCUCAUACACCAGCAUCUACAGUCACUAUAUUUCUAGCCAUCUUUACGAAAACAUGACUUGUUCCUUUCGUUCGUCUGCCCUUGUUCGGAUAAACAUUAACGAAAAGGUUUUAGUUCUUUAUGAAGAUAUGGAGAAACUAUUAUUUGUGUUUCAGUGUUUCAGGGAGAGACAUGGUGUUUAUGUUACUCUUCGAAGUAUUGCAUCAUCAACUCCAAAAGAGAAGAUUUCGUACUGGCUUUCCUGUAGUGCUGAUGGACACACACUUGCUUACAAAUCACCAGAAAUGAAGAGGUUUCUUGAAGUGAGUUCUCAUCAAAUCCCCGAAGAGAGUUACAUAUUUUUCCCUAACAGAUUUUUGUGUGGUGAAAUGUUGGAGAUGAGUCUUUCCAUCGUGAUUUUCGACGGAGAGUGGCUCUAG
Molecule: messenger RNA, 831 nt
Organism: Camelina sativa (false flax)
Lineage: Eukaryota; Viridiplantae; Streptophyta; Magnoliopsida; Brassicales; Brassicaceae
Source: RefSeq, a predicted model, not a curated record